AGCAGCAACGCGCCGUUGCCGAGUACCGAGUGAGACGGUCGUCGCGACUCCGAGCAAAUUCGGGUGAUUCCGUGGCGUCGUUCGUGCGAGAAGUGUCGCGAGGAGUGUCGCGAGGAGUGUCGCGAGGAACGUCGCGAAGGGCCGGCUGCCCGAGGUGUCCGACCGCGUUGCGCUCGUCAUGCAGUCCGCGCCUCGCUCCGAUUGAAUCUCGAGGGUCGCGACGGCACGCAAAUGACCGACAUCGGCGGCAUCAGCAUGGUGUCCUUCUACAACCCGUUGGCCAUGUACCGGCAACAGCAACAGCAACAGCAGCAGCAGCAGCCCCAGCACCAGCAGCACCAGCAGCACCAGCCGCAGCCUCAGCCGCACCAGCCGCAGCCGCAGCCGCAGCCGCAGCCGCAGCCGCCGACGCCGACGCCGGCGGCCGCCCCCGAGGGCAGCCAGCAGUACUGGUACGGGUAUCAGCACGUGCACCACCACCACCACCACGGCCACCAGAGCGCCGGCAGUCCCCAGCAGUACCUGGACCACGCCGACGUGAUCGCCUGGCCCUCGCACUCUGCCCACUACGCCCACCAUCUCCAGUACCAGCACCACCAGGCCUACCCGACGCACCACCAGCCGCAUCACCUCCACCACUUGGCCCAGCAGCAGCCCCUCGCCGCCGGGGCGACCGAGUGGAGCGGCGACGAGGCCAACCACUCCGCCGUCGUCGGCGAGCCCAGCCCGCCCAUCACCGUCAGCGGCAGCGAGGUGAGCAGCCCCGGGACGCCGGCGACGCCGCCCGCCAACAACAACAACAACAACAACAACGACGCUCCCGGCACGCCGGUCAGGUCCUCGCAGAUCCGCAGCCCCUACGAGUGGAUGAAGAAGCCCUCCUACCAGAGCCAGCCGAACCCAGCCUGCAAAGCAGCCGCGACGUCGGCGCUGCACGAGCUCUGCACCCUGGACGCCCUCGGGAAGACUCGGACCAAGGACAAGUACAGAGUGGUCUACACGGACCAUCAGCGGCUGGAGCUCGAGAAGGAGUUCCACUACAGUCGCUACAUCACGAUUCGCCGCAAAGCGGAGCUCGCGGCGAACCUCGCGCUCUCGGAACGACAGGUAAAGAUCUGGUUCCAAAACCGGAGGGCGAAGGAGCGCAAGCAGGUGAAGAAGCGCGAGGAGCUGGAGCAGAAGGACGCCAAGCCGCCCGAAGGACUGGCGGCCCUGGCAGGAAUGGGCGGUAUGGGCGGUAUGGGCGGCAUGGGUGGCAUGGGCGGCAUGGGCGGCGUGGCCGCCAUGGGGAGCGGCAUGGGUGGCGUGGGUGGCGUGGGUGGCGUGGGUGGCGUGGGUGGCGUGGGGAGCGGCAUCCUGGGCGGCCUUGUGCACAACGCCGGUCUCGCUCCGCCGCCGCCCUCUCUGGCCCUCGGCCAUCCGCAUCCGCACACGGUGCUGGGCUUGUGA
Molecule: messenger RNA, 1449 nt
Organism: Orussus abietinus
Lineage: Eukaryota; Metazoa; Arthropoda; Insecta; Hymenoptera; Orussidae
Product: homeotic protein caudal
Exons: 4
Coding region: 232-1449 (405 amino acids)
Biological process (GO): cell differentiation; animal organ morphogenesis; embryo development
Cellular component (GO): nucleus
Molecular function (GO): DNA-binding transcription factor activity, RNA polymerase II-specific; RNA polymerase II transcription regulatory region sequence-specific DNA binding
Source: RefSeq, a predicted model, not a curated record